Molecule: messenger RNA, 3108 nt
Organism: Echinococcus granulosus
Lineage: Eukaryota; Metazoa; Platyhelminthes; Cestoda; Cyclophyllidea; Taeniidae
Product: Neutral alpha-glucosidase AB
Exons: 7
Coding region: 1-3108 (1035 amino acids)
Biological process (GO): N-glycan processing; carbohydrate metabolic process
Molecular function (GO): alpha-glucosidase activity; carbohydrate binding
Source: RefSeq, a predicted model, not a curated record
AUGUGGUUUUUAUGGCUGAUCCUCUUGAUUGAUGAAGUCUUGUGCGUCGAUCGAAGCAACUUUAGAACAUGUGCUGAGAGUUCGUUUUGCGUACGUCAAAGGGUAUUUUGGCCAUCUGCACCAAAAUACAGUGUCGAUAUUGAAAAAUUGCGUGUCGACGAGAGUGUUCAAUUUCAAGUGAUUGAUUCCGAAUCACAAAAGCGUCUCAAUGUGAAUAUCACUUACCAUCCUGAUCACACUUUCCGCCUGGUUCUUGAUGAAUUUAAUCCGAUCCGCCCCCGUUUUCAUCCUAGAAUCGGUGAUUCGUUGGUAAGAGAACCGAAAACUCUACCGUUGGAGGUGCACAGAACGGGAUCAGAAGUCAUUCUUUCUGGAGAAUACCGAGACCGAGCUGUUAUUGGGCUUAGCCCUUUCAGGGUUUCAUUUUUCUCAAAUGGCGUUCAUCAAGUAACGGUUAAUGAACGAGAUUUGCUCAACUUUGAGCAUCAACUCGAACAACAAUUUGAAGAACGGCCCAUCGUUGUCGAGGCAACAAAUGAUUCAACGUCCGAGGAUGGAACCGGAAGUGAGUCUAAUAACAGUGAUAUGGCACAAAAUAAUAAGGUAUUAGAGCCACCUCCCACAGAGCGCGUUCCAGUCGACUGGUCAGAAUCCUUUAAGGGUCAUCGAGACUCAAGACCACAUGGUCCAACCUCCGUUGGAAUUGAUUUUACCUUUCAUGGAUUCGAAUACGUCUACGGUAUUCCCGAGCACGCAGACAGUUUAGCUCUGCGAAACACCAACCAAACCGACCCCUACCGUCUCUACAAUUUGGAUGUAUUUGAAUACGAAUUAAACAAUCCCAUGGCGCUCUACGGAUCUGUCCCUCUAAUGUGGGCCCAUAAAGCAAGCAGUACUAUUGGUGUGUUCAUUGAUAACCCAUCAGAAGCUUGGAUCGACGUGGAAUCCUCUAGAGAGGUUAAUUCCGUUGGCGGUUUACUAUCCAAUCUAUUCGCUAAGGCAAAGAACCCUGAUCCGCUCGUUAAGACGCGCUGGAUGUUUGAAACUGGUGUCCUCGACAUUUUCAUAAUCCUCGCUGAUAAUCCUCAAUCUGGUCUACGGGCCUAUGCGGGACUCACAGGUUCAACUCCACUGCCACCUCUCUUCGCUCUAGCACAUCACCAGUGUCGCUGGAACUAUCGUGAUCAAGAGGAGAUGAAGUCUAUCAACCACGACUACAAUAAGCAUAACCUGCCUAUGGACGUUCUCUGGUUGGAUAUUGAAUAUGCCAAUGAUAAGCGCUACCUCACUUGGAACACCGAGAGGUUUCCCUCUCCCGAUGACAUAGUUGACGACUUGGGUGUCAGUGGACGCAAACUCGUUGUGGUUGUGGACCCUCAUAUUAAAGCUGAUCAUUCCUGGCCUACUUGCUCGCAAGCCAGAUCGGAGGGGUUCUUUGUGAAGAAGGUGAACAGCGAAACCGACUUUGAUGGGUGGUGUUGGCCGGGAUCGAGCUAUUGGCCGGACUUCUACCGUCCAGAAGUUGUCGAUUGGUGGGCAAAUCUUUUUACCAGUGGCGAAUUUUUGAGCAAGGACCGGAUGUUCUACUCUUGGAAUGAUAUGAAUGAACCUUCUGUAUUCAGUGGGGCCGAGGUUACCAUCCCAAAGGACACGGUAUUUGGUGGAGUGUGGGAAAACCGAGAUCUGCACAACCUUUAUUCGCUCUGGGUGCACAACGCCACGUGGGAGGGGCUUUUGAGACGCUCCAAUCGCAAGGAGCGGCCUUUCGUCCUCUCACGUGGCUUCUAUGCUGGCUCUCAACGUACCGCUGCUGUUUGGACUGGGGACAAUUCUGCAUCAUGGGACCACCUUCAGAUCUGCACACCAAUGCUAUUGAGUAUGUCGUUAGCGGGCCUCACCUUUUGUGGCGCCGACGUUGGUGGCUUUUUUGGUCAUCCCUCUGGCGAGCUGUACACACGAUGGUACCAGGCCGCCGCUUUCCAUCCCUUCUUGCGAUCCCACGCCCACAUCGAUACACCGAAACGUGAGCCGUGGAACUAUGAAGAGAAGUACCUCGAUCCCAUUCGGGAGGCUCUGCGACUGCGCUACUCCCUGCUGCCCUAUUGGUACACCCUCUUCGCCCGCAGCGAAGUUACCUCCCUGCUCCCAAUGGCGCCACUCUUUUACUACUUCCCUACUGACGAGAACAGCUUCAGCAUUGACGACGCCUUCAUGGUGGGUGAGGGCCUCCUCGUCCAUCCUGUGGUGCAGGAGGGCGCCUCCAGUGUAGACGUCUACCUGCCUGAGGGCACGUGGUACCUGCAUGAUGACUGGAGGGUCUAUUCUGGCGGUCAAGUGGUGAAAAUACCAGUGGAUCUGCGAACUAUUCCCCUUUUCUACCGUGGUGGCUACAUCAUUCCCAAGAAGGCUCGUCCACGACGCUCCUCCGCCAUGAUGCUCAACGAUCCCUACACCAUUGUCGUGGCUCUAGACCAAUCUACCGAGAGGCCUGACGCUACUGGCUACCUCUAUCUCGACGAUUUCCAUUCACUGGACCGAAGCCAGGCCCGUCUCUACCAAAUGAACUUCUUCCGAGAGAAUCACUCCUACGUAUUCGAGUUCACCCUCCUUCAAGGUCAUAACGAUGUCAGCACACCGUAUAUCGAGCGUAUUGUCUUGCUAGGCGCACAGAUGGCAAGACCGAGGCGAGUGAUCGUGACAACCGCCUCGGAGCCGAGUCAAAGGCGAGAAGUGGAGUUCUUUUACUCCUCUCCGGAGACGCACUCCUCCAGCACGGACGGAAAUCGAUCCGCCCUUUUGGUAAUCCGAAAACCCGAGCUGACAGGUGGAGUGCCUCUGACGCAAUUGGCAGCCUUCGCUGAGGUGCCUUUCAUCUCGGCGGUAUUUCCAGUCGCCACCACUACGGGGGUCUUGUCGAUUAAAAGUUGGCAAAGGACUCACGCAAGAUCUCGUAGCGAAAAGAUUCUCCUAACUUCUAGGACCCUCCAUAGAGUGAUUAGGGCGAGCACUCCUGCAAUACCGCUGGUUAAGAUGCCCAGAAAUUCGGCUGAAAGAAUUAAAGAAAAACGUCAACGGUUCGGUUCGGCACUACUGACAUGUUUUAAGUAG